AUGGGUUCAGACAACUCUGGCAGUAUUCGCGUCCUCAGCACGCAAAGAGUAUUUCCACAGGAGCCUUCAUCGCAUCCCAUCACAGCCAGGCUCUCCAUCAUCGACAACACCGUGGCGAGGUUCGCAUUGACGGCCGCCAUCUGGUUCUACGACAAGCCGAAUGCGGCGCCACAGGAACACGUGUUCCCGGCCCUGCAAACAUCGCUCGCCCGCACCCUAAACGACUAUCGCCACUUCGCCGGACAGCUGCGGUGGGCGACGGCCGACGAGGUCAGGCACACGGCUGUGCCCCGCCACCUCGGCCGUCUGGUAGCCGAGUAUGGCACGGCCUACGACCCGGGGGUCGAGCUCGUCACGGCCGAGUACGACGCCGGCGUGGCCGACGUGGUGAUCGACAGGAGGGACCUGGCGCAGAUUUCUAGCAAAGACGGACACCGACUGCACAUCUGGGACGCAACAGACCUGCCUCGGAACGAUUUCUUGCCUGCGAUCAAGGUGGCCCUCUCGUCUCUCGGCAUAACAGGCGGCGUUCCGUCCGUCGCGAUCCAGCUGACCCGUUUCCGCUGCGGCGGGUUCGCCGUCGGCGUUAAAAUGGCGCAUCCGCUCGCCGACGCCAUCGGUUUGAUCUGGUUCAUGCGUAGAUGGGCCGCCUUUUCCAGAGCGGAGAUGCUGGGCUCCGGUGCGGAUGGGCAGGGAGAGCCAUUCUCCUCUGCUCCGCCUCCUCCUCCACUGUUCGAUCCGGAUCGGAUGGACAGACUCGCGGGCCUCGUCCCGUCAAAGGAGUCAACCAAAGAAUCAACCCCUGAUCAGCACAAGAUCGCAACCGCCCGCGCACUGCCCAUGCACAGGCACGACUGGUGGGACUCUUCAGCACCGGGCUACCCGGCCUGGGCUCGCGCGUCGUCCGAGGCGACGAUGCCUCCACCGUCGGCCACCGACGACGCAUCCCCGCUCAGCCCAUCCCAGCAACCCCCAUGGCCGUCCUGGGACGUGGCAGCUCCGGUGACGCGCGUGCAGAUUCUCUUCCCCGCGGCGACCGUCGCCCUGCUCAGGACGACCGCCGAGGAGGCGGCCAGAGCAAACACGGCCGGGACGACGCCGCCGCCACCGCCACCGCCACGCAUCUCCCGCCUCGACGCCAUGCUCGCCCACCUGUGGAUCCUCAUCAACAGGGCACGGUAUGCCGGCUCCGGCCCGACCGAGCAGGCCGAAGAGGUCUACCUCGACAUGACGCUCGGGCUGCGCUCGCGCUUCUCCCCUCCCCUGCCGGACGGGUUCGCCGGCUCGCCGCUGCUGAUCGCGCACACAACGCAAAAGGCGGGCGAGCUGGCGCUUUCCUCGUCCUCGUCUUCGUCGUCGCCAGAGGCCCUCCUGGGCGGCGUGGCGACCUCGAUCCGCGAGACGGUCGGCAGGUUCACGCCCGAGGCGGUCGCGGCGCACGUCCACGACGCCGCGCACGAGGUCAGCCCGCAGCGCCUGUGGCAGGCGUUCCUUGGGCGACGCCACACGCUGGCCACGUCGUGGCAGGGGCUCGGGGCGUACAGCUUGGACUUUUGCGGCCGCGGCGGCGUCGCGGCGAGAAACGUCCAGGCCAUCAUGCCCGACAUGGAUGGGCUGUUGCAUGUCGUCGACGUGGACGGCACUGGAGGGGCGCUCGAUGUCAGCUUGUGUCUUGAGAAGGGCGCCAUGGAGCGGCUGCUUCAAGACCCGGCGCUCCGGGUGGGAGGUGUUGCUGUAGAAAUGUCCUGA
Messenger RNA from Pyricularia pennisetigena, 1749 nucleotides. RefSeq lists its product as uncharacterized. The transcript has a single exon. The record is from RefSeq and is a predicted model, not a curated record. Gene Ontology annotation, molecular function: acyltransferase activity, transferring groups other than amino-acyl groups. Bases 1 to 1749 code for a protein of 582 amino acids. NCBI's taxonomy places the organism in Eukaryota, Fungi, Ascomycota, Sordariomycetes, Magnaporthales, Pyriculariaceae.